UCAUGAGUCACAGAUUUCAUUCUCAUCGCUUUCUCUCUCCAACUGAUAAGAAACGUAGUCCCAUGUGGGCUUUUAGGAUCCACUCACUCGCCUCUAACUCUUGUGUGUUCCUUCUUUCCACUUCAAACUUGUGAGCUAGAAACACCCUUCUUUUUUCAUUCUUUCCAUUCUUCUUCUUCUCUGUUCUUCCUUCAAUGGCCUUACAUCGCUCCUGGGUCUCUGCCUAACGUGAAAUUGGCCUCAUUUUCCAUCUGGGUAUUGUGAAUUGGGAUUGAGACUGCGUUUUUUCGCUUCUGGGCCUGGCUCAGAAGUCAGAAUGAUGUGUGUGACAGGCAAAAGCAUUGAUUUUGCUGGCAAAAACUUGGUCUCUUGUGGCUGUUCUUCCAAUGCUUCGUUUGACAGGUACACUGUGAGGAGCUGCGUGAAGGUGAAUUCCAAAGGGUGUGGUGGCAGUGGCAGAGGCCAUGGGGCUCGUAAAUUGGUUUGUUGUAGGAGGAGGAACACUCAAUGUCGUGUUUCUUCUAUGAAGACUGCGGAGCCUACGCUGAAUGGGGGGACUAAAGCAAUUGAAGGCCUUACCACAGGAUUGGACUUGAAGGGUUAUUCUGAAUCCCCCAUUUCGCCGGCUAGGUUGUUUGAAGUGGUUGCUGAUGAUUUGCUAACUCUCAAUAAAAAUCUUCAGUCGAUUGUAGGUGCAGAAAAUCCAGUUUUAAUGUCUGCAGCUGAGCAGAUUUUUAGUGCUGGUGGGAAGAGGAUGAGACCAGCUCUGGUGUUCUUGGUGUCAAGGGCAACUGCUGAGCUACUUGGCUUGAAGGAACUUACUGUAAAGCAUCGACGUUUAGCAGAGAUAAUUGAAAUGAUUCAUACUGCAAGUUUGAUACAUGAUGAUGUACUAGAUGAGAGUGACCUUCGACGAGGGAAGAAAACUGUUCAUCAAAUGUUUGGAACAAGAGUUGCAGUGCUGGCUGGAGACUUCAUGUUCGCACAGUCAUCAUGGUAUCUAGCCAACCUUGAAAAUAUUGAAGUCAUUAAACUUAUCAGCCAGGUUAUCAAAGAUUUUGCAAGUGGGGAAAUAAGGCAGGCAUCUAGCCUGUUUGAUUGCGAUUUACAUCUUGAUGAGUAUCUAAUUAAGAGCUAUUAUAAGACAGCGUCCUUGAUUGCUGCCAGCACAAAAGGAGCUGCGAUCUUCAGCGGUGCUGACAGCAGCAUCACUGAGAAAAUGUAUGAAUAUGGAAAGAAUCUUGGUCUAUCCUUCCAAGUUGUGGAUGACAUAUUGGAUUUCACUCAAUCCGCCGAGCAACUGGGAAAGCCAGCUGGCUCCGACCUUGCCAAGGGCAACCUGACUGCACCGGUAAUCUUUGCAUUGGAGAAAGAACCAAAGUUGAGGGAUAUCAUUGAGUCUGAAUUCAGUGAGGUUGGUGCCCUUGAUGAGGCCAUCAAUUUGGUCAAGGGUUGUGGGGGCAUUGAAAGAGCACAGGAGUUGGCAAAAGAGAAAGCUGAUCUUGCAAUUCAGUGUCUCCAAUGCCUUCCCCAGAGUGUGUUUCGUUUAGCUCUUGAGGAUAUGGUGGCAUAUAAUCUUCAACGGAUUGCAUAAGCUUAUGCAUGCUGAGGACCCCUUUAAAGAAUCACAAAAGCAUUCUUUUGGUAUAUAGGGAUGAGAGCCCUGAACUUUUUGUCAUGUCAAGAAUUUCCAACAAAUCUACUCCUGUGCUACUUUUGGGGCAUUAGUAUAGACAUUGAAGGACAAAGCAAGUGCGCAUUCUCAUCAUUUAAUAUAUUUUGAUGAGAACAUAAUAUAUUUCAUUAUUGUAUCAAUACACAUCUCCAGUAUAUUCUUUUUCCAAUCUUCCUUUCUGGAAUCUUGAAAACAGUAAUAGAAUAAAAAAUGAUGAUUGAUAUUUUUUUUUCUGA
Messenger RNA from Cajanus cajan (pigeon pea), 1911 nucleotides. It is a transcript of the gene SPS1, whose product is annotated as solanesyl diphosphate synthase 1. Gene Ontology annotation, molecular function: prenyltransferase activity. NCBI's taxonomy places the organism in Eukaryota, Viridiplantae, Streptophyta, Magnoliopsida, Fabales, Fabaceae. The record is from RefSeq and is a predicted model, not a curated record. Gene Ontology annotation, biological process: isoprenoid biosynthetic process; plastoquinone biosynthetic process. Gene Ontology annotation, cellular component: chloroplast.